Messenger RNA from Helianthus annuus (common sunflower), 570 nucleotides. RefSeq lists its product as uncharacterized. Lineage: Eukaryota; Viridiplantae; Streptophyta; Magnoliopsida; Asterales; Asteraceae. The record is from RefSeq and is a predicted model, not a curated record. The coding region runs from base 1 to 570 and encodes 189 amino acids. The transcript is spliced from 2 exons.
AUGAAACAUUCUAGUCGGCCUCAACGUGAAAUUCUGCCACGAGAAUGUGUUGAACAAGACCGAAGUUCGGCAAACGAUCGAUUGAUGAAAGAUUACUUCGAUGAAGCACCUACUUACCCAAACCCAAACGAUUUGGGGCAUCGUUUUCGGAUGAGUAAACGUUUAUUUCUACGCAUUGCUGGAGACAUGGAAAACAAGUUUGAUUAUUUUAAACAAAAAGCGGAUGCGAGUGGGAUGCUUGGAUUUACCGCUAUUCAAAAGUGUACUUCAGCGCUACAAGUCCUUGCGUACGGAAACACCAUCGACAUCACCGACGAGUAUUUAAAGAUGGCCAACAAAAAAACGCGCGAUAUCUUGGAGCAUUUUUGUCACGGAAUAUCCGCAAGCAACAAUAAAGAAAGAGUGAACAAUGCACAUGAAAUGCGGUUUGAAGCCGCACAUUCCGCGUUAGCAGUUGAUUUGGUCCAACACCCAUGGUCGGUUCGGUAUAUUCCAAACGAAGGUGAAGAAGAAGUUGAUGACGAGGAAGAUGAAGAUGGCGAGUACGGCGAAAACGAAUAUGACAUUUGA